CAUAGAAUGUGCCUGGUCCACUGGUAUGUUCCAGACCUGAAUAUAACAGAGACUAAAAGAAAGGUAAGGUCAUUUAGAGACGGUGUGUGCAGGUAACAGCUGCUAUUGAUAGGUGAAGAAGAAAGUCACAAAAUUUGGUCCCACUUUACAACGACAAGCUGGGGAACUUUAUCACGCAAAUCCAUGGUACCCUCCACAACUUUCUUGCCCAUCACUUCCAGUCUUCGGUAGACAAUCAGCACAGGAUGCAUUCUCAGCGCCCCCUGGCGCAGGCAGUACCUCCCUCACUGGGCCAGAAUCUGAGAGACCUGGCGUACGGCUUUGGCCAUGGAAAAAACCUGCAGGGGGGGAGCAUGGCCUAUGCUGUGAUCCAAUCUCUGAAAGAGUGUUUUUAUUUCCUGCUCUGCUGCUGGUGCAUCAAAGAGAUCCUGGAUUGAAACACAGAAAAGAGAAACCAAAGAUAAUACAGUGUCCCUGAUUGAAGUGGUUUCCAGCCUGUUCUGUUAAGCAGACCCAUCAUAGAGGGCACUGAACAUGACAUAAAGAAAAAGGCCUCCCUGUGCACAGAUCCAAAUGCAAUACUUUUAGGGUUUGUGCUAAAAGAAAUGAUGAUUCUGAAGCCCUUUCACUCACCUGCCGCUUCACGUUUACCUGCUAGCGCUAUCCAUAGCAUAUGACAUCUGUUAACCAGCAACGGUGAAGGCUAUUCCUUCUUUCUCUGAGAUCAGCCAGCUGCAUAUUUUCUCCACAGAUGCUCAUGAUUGGCUAGUGUUGCUCUAAUUGAGGCUCCCAAUCAGAGAGCACAGCCUCUUCUCCAGUUACAAAUGGCUGUGGUAGCAUCAGGAUGUAAACUUUCUAACGCCUAGUGAUUACAUUGUUUAAAAAAAAAUUAUAAUAAAAAGAACAAGAGAGAA
Molecule: messenger RNA, 914 nt
Organism: Silurus meridionalis
Lineage: Eukaryota; Metazoa; Chordata; Actinopteri; Siluriformes; Siluridae
Product: lens epithelial protein
Exons: 2
Coding region: 246-437 (63 amino acids)
Biological process (GO): multicellular organism development
Source: RefSeq, a predicted model, not a curated record